Molecule: messenger RNA, 621 nt
Organism: Raphanus sativus (radish)
Lineage: Eukaryota; Viridiplantae; Streptophyta; Magnoliopsida; Brassicales; Brassicaceae
Product: transcription factor DIVARICATA
Exons: 2
Coding region: 25-621 (198 amino acids)
Molecular function (GO): DNA binding
Source: RefSeq, a predicted model, not a curated record
UUUGUUGUUGCUUCUAUCAUAUCUAUGGGUCCAAAGCAGUGGACAAGGGAUGAUGACAAACUGUUUGAGAGACUUCUGUUGGAGUUCCCCGAGAAUACUCCGUAUAGGUUUGAGAUUAUCGCCGUCCAUCUUGAGAAACCGCUUGAAGAGGUGAAGCACUACUACGAAGCUUUGGUCCACGAUAUUAACCUUAUCGAAUCGGGUCGAUGCCCUACUACUAAUUAUCCAGAUGGGAUCCCAUCGGAGACCGAACAUAUGGAGAAAGAAAAAACGAGAGGAAUACCUUGGACAGAAGAGGAACACAGGCUUUUUCUAGAGGGACUAGAGAAAUAUGGGAAAGGAAAUUGGAGGGACAUAUCGAGAAAGAUUGUGAGGACAAAGAACUCAGCGCAAGUAGCAAGCCAUGCACAAAAAUAUUUCCUGAGGCAAGUGGCCAAGAAGAACGCAAAGAAACGCUCCAGUAUCCAUGACAUAACUUUGAUAGAUCAUGCUGCUAACAACGUAACCGCACCUCAAUCCGACUUGGAAUCUACGAUGGGCCAACCACCUUCUGAUCAGCAGGGGCUUCAAGACCAUCAUCUUUCCAACGAAGACUUUUGGAUUAGGAAGCUGAAUAGUUAA